This is a messenger RNA of Aegilops tauschii subsp. strangulata, 2983 nucleotides long. The record is from RefSeq and is a predicted model, not a curated record. NCBI's taxonomy places the organism in Eukaryota, Viridiplantae, Streptophyta, Magnoliopsida, Poales, Poaceae.
AUAUGUGAUAUCACUAAGGAAGUCACCUCGUUCUCGAGAGCUCUAGCUCGUGCUCGUGUCAUAGGUCCUCUUGGCUCUUGAUGAGACGAUGGUAGGUCCAUAGGGAUGACCGUAGGAUGCUCCGCAUCAUCAUCUCUCCUUGCUUCAAAUUUUAUGUGAUUGGCAAUAGGCUUGUUUUAGAAUAUGCAUUGCAAGGUGCACAUGCAGAAAAGCAGUGCAACGAUUCUUGCAACUGUUAAGAGCAGUGAGGUGAUGGUUCUGCCACCUCUUGCUCUAUGAUCAGAUUUGUUCUCUGCGGCUAUUGUUUGCUAUGCAUCUUGUGUCAUGAUUCGCGAAGAUAAGAACUUUACUGACACUAACCAUUUAAACCAAUACCUGUCGUUUUAAUAUGCUGUUCCAGGUUAAGAUUCUCUUAUCACUAUCCUGUAGAGAUACCAACAAGUCAUUAUCACCGCUCCAAUUAUGCAUUAUUCCUCUUCCUUUUCAGCACUUAUCAAAAGUAGUGGAUGGAACCAAACAAAUACACAACUACUCGUAUAACCCCAAAACCAUGGGUGUAGCUACUGGAAAGGUUUAUCCAUCCUUUUCUGUAUGAAGUGGAAUAAAGGGAGAAUUUCCUGCCCACCAUGCAUCUUCCUUUUUAUCGUCCAGUUUUUCCAUUUGCUUUCAGUGUGAAAGCAUGGUGAUGACACUGUUUCUCUUCUUCCUUUUUGGUAGGAUGCCUGUUUUGUCCAAUGUUUGCUGUUACCCUUUCCUGACAUUGUUUUAGGAAUGUGAGAUGUGGAGAAAAGGAGCCGAUAGUUGAGCUUCUGUGAUUCAUCAGAUGAUGGAUCUAUCUGAGCUGUCAAGCUUUAAUGAUCUUACAUCUUUUUCUUGCAUCCGAGAUGCUUGUAGUUGUUUUUACAAUCAAACUUAUUUAAUUGUAGGAAGUGUACAGCUCUAAGUGAUUGGACAUCAAGAUAUAUACACAUGUAUGUAUUACAUAUUUUAAAACCCAUUCGAUGUUGAAAUGGGUAUUACCUUCUUUCCCCAUGUGUUGGGUCUGUGCAUGUUUUAGUUCCCUACUAUUCCUGUCUUUCGGAUAAAUGGCUGUAACAGUCGUCUAAUGACUUUGUAACAGUCAAUUUUCAUUCAGAAAAAAACAUUUUUUAAAGGUUUCUCCAAUCAUUGUCUGAUUCACACCCACUUUUCUUGUAGUGGGAAGUUCCUGUUUCUAUUCUACCUGUACCAAUCAAUCCAAUCAUCCAUAGCAUUCGAGUGUCGUAGCUCUAAGCUCAUUGACGCUGACAAAUUUCUAUGCUUCAAGAAAAUUCAGCUGUAGUAGGAAAUACGUUUUUUCAGGAUACAUAAACUAUGCCCUGGAGAUUCAUUCUGUGUAACAUAGUAAACAGCUUCAAUCUUCAACACAGUGUAACGUUUUAGUUUGUCAAGAACCAAUCUUUAGAAGGUUUGCACAGAGUUUAGUACUCCCAGCUAUUUGUUAUGUAAGAAUAAAUGUCCUUUCUGUUUCUUAUUCGCAGGGAAUUUUAGCUGUUGAUGUCAUUUAUAGUCACUUAAAUUCCUCCAAAACUCUUUAGUAGUAAAUAUCUUGUAAAGGUAGAAUUUUUUGAUUUAGUGAAUAUGUUCUCCUUACAUUAAACGCUCAUCGUUCCCUCAUUAACUUUUAAUUUAGCCAAAUUGCUGGAUCCCUGCUCUCUGACAAAUAUCUUGUAAAGGUAUUUCGUAAAUUUCAGUGGCAGACGUGGUUUCUUUAUUUGUAAAAGAUUAACAGUGUAAUUGGAUAUUUAUAAUUGUAUCCUAUCUAGAAAUGUUUAUUUAUCUUAUUUCUAGGUUUGCUUAUUUGGGAACAUGUUCUAGGGCACUUUACUUCUGCGCAUUUCUGCGGUGCAGCGUCAUCAUAUUCUGAAAUCCUUUUCCUGUCUAGGGUGUAAACCACACAAGCCACAUGAAAGAGAACUCAUAGAUCAACUUGCAGAAUUUGUAGUUGGGAUUUUAUUUCAGCAGUUUCAUGAAAAAGAAAAGUACUUUGUCUUUUUGUUAUGCUUUAUUCACAGGAGGACAUUAUCAAUUGGAAUAAAGAUUUUGCAUGCAUAAAUAAAAUUCUGUUUCCCUCUAUAUAUACGGCCUCCUUCGGUUUGCAUGUCUCAUUGCAGCCACCUCAGUUCUCUCUGUGUGCUUGUACUGACAUAUAAGGCCAACUAUGGACUACUCAAAUUUGCGUCGCCAAAUUACCUUCAUGAAGAAAAGUUUCUUUGAUCAGGGUUACCUUGAUGAACAGUUCAAUCAGCUGGAAGAACUGCAGGACGAAUCAAGCCCCAAUUUCGUUGAGGAAGUUGUGGCUUUGUUUCUGAAAGAUUCGCCGAGAUUGUUGUCAAACAUAGAACAAACAAUUGGGAAGUACCCUCAGGAUUUCUACCGGUUAGAUUCUCUUGUGCACCAGCUCAAAGGCAGCGGAUCCAGCAUUGGAGCAGUGAGGAUGAAGAACGAGUGCUCGGUGUUUAAGGCACACUGCAAUGACAGGAAUCUGGAAGGAUGCCGCAGGUCACUGCAGAAGAUGAAGAGGGAGCAUGCCACUCUGAAGCAGAAGCUGGAGUCAUAUUUUCAGUUACUGCGGCAAGUCGGGCCUCGCGAGCAUGCCGUGAACUCAAGGAAGUAAGAAGAUAGCAUAUGGAAUGCAGUUCCAAGGGAACUAAGGGACCAGCUACCUCUCUCCCUUGGGAGCUUUUAUCAUCCAUAAUUUUUGCUUGCUUUUAACCUGGGCCCUUUUGUUGUUCAUGGGUGGCCUAGUUCUUUGUUGUGUGAAGCUUGCUCAUGCAUACACAGCCCCUGCCUUGCUAUGGGGAAUGCCAUGAUGUAAUCUAACUCCUUUCUUUUACGAAUACGCCAAGCUUGCUUUCACGAAUCAUGUGUUGUACCACCCCUAUGUAAUCUAACUCCGAGUAGCUGUGCCCCAAAUAUAAUGAUACUAAUAUGAGUUGUGCCA